UCAUCUCAACUCUCCUCUCCUGACUGUAUCCGACGCGCAAAACAUCGCGGCGCUCAGAUCGGAAUAUCUUCAUUCAUGAUUUUUCGGUUUGUUUUUGAACAUUUUAUCGCGUUGUUCAGGAUUUUAGUGUUGUAAGGAUUAAGUGUUAAUGAAGGCGAUGCUUCUUGUCAGGAGAAACACUUUGGUCCUGUGUUUCCUUCUGCUCCAGGCGCACGUGUGUAUAUCCUCUAAAGGAGAGGACAGACUGUUCCGAAGACUCUUCCGAAAGUAUAAUCAGUUUAUCCGGCCGGUGGAGAACGUGUCAGAUCCGGUGACGGUGGAGUUUGAGGUCUCCAUCUCUCAGCUCGUCAAAGUGGACGAAGUCAAUCAGAUAAUGGAGACCAACCUGUGGCUACGACAUAUAUGGAACGACUACAAACUGAAAUGGUCUCCAGCAGAUUUCGAUGGCAUUGAGUACAUCAGGGUUCCAUCCAAUAAGAUCUGGAGGCCUGACAUUGUGCUCUACAACAAUGCCGUAGGUGACUUCUUGGUGGCAGACAAGACCAAAGCUCUGCUGAAGUAUGAUGGCACCAUCACCUGGGUUCCUCCAGCCAUCUUCAAGUCCUCCUGCCCAAUGGACAUCACCUACUUCCCCUUUGACUACCAGAACUGCUCAAUGAAGUUUGGUUCAUGGACAUACGACAAAGCCAAGAUCGACCUGGUGCUGAUUGGCUCCACGGUAAACGUCAAGGACUUCUGGGAGAGCGGUGAGUGGGAGAUAAUUGAUGCACCAGGAUACAAGCAUGACAUCAAGUACAACUGCUGUGAGGAGAUUUACACGGACAUUACAUACAGCUUCUACAUCCGCCGCCUGCCUCUGUUCUACACCAUCAACCUAAUCAUUCCAUGCCUCCUCAUCUCUUUCCUGACCGUCCUCGUCUUUUAUCUUCCGUCCGAUUGUGGUGAGAAAGUGACACUAUGCAUUUCUGUCCUCCUUUCCCUCACUGUCUUCCUCCUGGUCAUCACCGAGACCAUUCCGUCCACUUCUCUCGUCAUCCCCCUGAUUGGUGAAUACCUGCUCUUCACCAUGAUCUUUGUCACCCUUUCCAUCGUUAUUACCGUCUUCGUGCUCAACGUGCACUACCGCACUCCCACCACGCACGCCAUGCCCUCCUGGGUGCGAGCCGUCUUCCUGCGAGCUCUGCCCAGAAUUAUGCUAAUGAGACGUCCCAUGGACCAAUCAGAAUCCUCCGGAAAAGCAAGUCUAUCUGAGGGAUCAUCCGGAGAAGGAGAAGGGAAGAAACGGAAGAACAGUUGCAGCAACUGUUUGGAGUUUGGCGAGGGGAAAGCAAGGGAGGGGGAGGUAAAGAAAGGCCCAUGUCCAUGCCAUCCCACGAAGGAGCCUCCCGCAGGGGAUUGUGGGAAGCAGAGUCGGCAGCUGAGUGCUGUUAACACGGUGGUGGCGUUUUCAGUGGUGUCACCUGAAAUCAAGCAGGCCAUCGAGAGCGUCAAGUACAUCGCGGAGAACAUGCGGAGCCGCAACAAGGCUAAAGAGGUGGAAGACGAUUGGAAGUACGUUGCUAUGGUAAUCGAUCGAAUCUUCCUGUGGGUUUUUGUGCUGGUGUGUGUCCUCGGAACAAUGGGUCUCUUCUUCCAGCCUCUCAUCAGCUUCUUCGCAUGACAGCUGACUGGAUCACACCUUCCCCAUUAGUCAGAGACUCAGCAAUCACUCAAAUUCAGCAGACCACCCGAUUUACCCACGCAUGAGUUUCCAUUCACCCAAAAAACCAAGAAGGAGUGAACACCUUCUCACAUUCUGACUUGCAUGUUGAAGGUUUGUUGCAGUCUGGCCAACCAAAUCGAAUGUGACAAAAAAGUCACAAACCUAUUUUAACAAACCAACACAAACAUGGUUGUAUUUCUGUUACUUUCCCUUAUGUUUGCCACUGCCUAUAAACCUCACGCUGUAUGAGACACUGCGGUUAAGACUUCCAAGACGCUGGCUAAGAACGUUUGAUUUCUUCACACCAUGAACAUCACACUUUAAUCAAGUUGUUGGCCUAAAGUUCAAUAAUUAAUAUAAAAUCAAGCUCACGUCCAUAGAUCUCCAUAGACAGACAUUGACAUUAGAAUUGAAAAGCUGAAUAUUGAAGUGUUUCUUGACUUUAAACAUUGCACUGUACUAGCAUGAUUCCCACCUUAACCACAAGGCAAACUCUUCUGACUGAAUGGACACAAAUUCACGAAUGAAAGACUGUACCAUUAAUAUCUAUGGAUUUGGAAUAGGACAUAGUUAUAGCAAAAAAGUUCAAUUCAACACGAAUCAACAUCUUCCGGUGUGAAUUUCUCCACUUUUCAAUUAGAAAGAAGCAGAUUUUGUAAAAAAUUUCAGUCUUUAAUUUUUAGAAUUGUGCGAAAAAGUUUUUUAAAAAAAUCUCCAAAGGUUUGAUUAGAUUAAUAGAUCAAACCAAAACCAAUGGUCCACACCAGUCAGACCUUCAUCCUAAUCAAAUGACUUCCUAAUGUCUACUGAGGAAAAAUGAAGAGUAUUUUUUUCUGAUGUUUGUGUCAAAUUAUGUUGAAAACUGAUUUCUGAAAAUUUGAUUCCUGCACCUCAUGAAAAUGGCGUUCUUUAGCUCACUUGAACCAAAUAGUGGUUUGGUCUGAAUCGUAUGUAGAAGCCAUCAGUCGUCUGUGCUGAAGUACGAUUGGUUCAUCUUACUUCCUGUUGCAUAAUGGUGAGGUCUGUUGGUCAGAGAUGGAAUAUUUAUUUAGAUAUAUAUAUAAACCUGGAUGUUUGUAGGAGUGGAUUUUUUGUAAUUAGCUCACUCGUGUGAGAACAGAGUUGAAAACCCCAUAUCUUUUUCCAGCCAUGCUAAAAUGCUCCUUAUACGAUAACAACGCCUGAUGAAGAUUUGUGCACGGUGACAUGCAACGAAUCCAAAAAAACGGGAAUGCUGAUAGCACUGGGAAAAAAACAGCCAACGCUUGAACCUACUAACCAUGAUUCCACAGUCUUGUCUAGCUGCUUAAUAAAAACACAGUUCAUAUAACAUACAAAAUAUGACAUUCUUAUGACUAUAUUCUUUUGAAAUUUAAAAAACAGACCUCCGGUCACUGACCACAAGUAUCCUGUGUCUGCCAUGUCGGCCCAGGCAUCGUCGCUUUCGUUUCAUCCAUCUUUUCAUGGUGAUUUCUUCAACUGAGAACUCGAGCUGGAUGUUUGACCCCAAAAGAAAAAAGUCCACUUAAAAAAUUGCACAUAAAAAUGCAAAUCCCUUUAAAAGACUGCAUGAUUUUUCCUGGACACUUUUUUCCUCCCUCAUCUCAGUCUCUGAGACAUCCAUAAUCCCUUAUACAGAUUUACGGAAAGCACAAUUCUCUUGUUUUCAGCUGUUUGUAUGUUUGU
Messenger RNA from Tachysurus vachellii, 3388 nucleotides. RefSeq names its product cholinergic receptor, nicotinic, alpha 6 (gene chrna6). The coding region runs from base 149 to 1660 and encodes 503 amino acids. Gene Ontology annotation, cellular component: postsynaptic membrane; synapse; neuron projection. The record is from RefSeq and is a predicted model, not a curated record. Gene Ontology annotation, biological process: regulation of membrane potential; chemical synaptic transmission; signal transduction. Gene Ontology annotation, molecular function: transmembrane signaling receptor activity; acetylcholine-gated monoatomic cation-selective channel activity. NCBI's taxonomy places the organism in Eukaryota, Metazoa, Chordata, Actinopteri, Siluriformes, Bagridae. The transcript has 6 exons.